Molecule: messenger RNA, 4103 nt
Organism: Periophthalmus magnuspinnatus
Lineage: Eukaryota; Metazoa; Chordata; Actinopteri; Gobiiformes; Gobiidae
Gene: prkd2
Product: protein kinase D2
Exons: 19
Coding region: 589-3360 (923 amino acids)
Biological process (GO): protein phosphorylation
Molecular function (GO): ATP binding; protein serine/threonine kinase activity
Source: RefSeq, a predicted model, not a curated record
UUUCUACAACUCCCUCUCCUGUCUGCUUUUUGCGCAUAAAGUCUGAUCUGGGGCUGAAACUGAAAGAGGCAAGACUUGUAAAAAGAGUGCAGCCUGUUGCGCUCACGCUCCAGUCUCACAGUUUCCUGUUUUAAGGAGGCCAUUUUGUAAGUCACUCUGGACUGGAGAAAAGAAAAACAAAGUUCUGCAUUUGUUGCUGCUGUUUGUUUCCAUCCUACGACAAAGAGUUUCACAAUCAGGUUUGGACUUUCUCCUUUGUGGAAGAAAACCUCUGGAUACACAUUGAAGGUGGGAGACGAGAGUCACCAGUUUGGAUCCUCGGUCUCACUUUGCCUGACUGAAUUCAGGCUGUAUAAUACCAUAAAGAAGGUGAAGUGGUGCGCUUUACUUCCUGGAUAAGGACUUUCUUGAUCGUGAGGGAGGGACUGCGUACAGGACACCACUGUGUAGGACCCCUACAGUGCUGUACCUCUAUGGACCGUGGCUCUUCACUCUGACCUGGAGGAGUUGGGGGUUUGUCUGGGCUUUAGGCUGCAUCUGGGAGUGCACAUGCUGACAGCUUGAGGCUGCUGCCACUCAGGACUUUAGAUGGCUAAUGCUAGCCCCUGUAUGCCCACUGCGGGAAUGAUGUUCUUCCCUACUGGGGGAGCCUCUCCACCAGCAACAACUGUGAUGCCACAAGGACCCCCCAGUCCUAUCAUAGACAUGCUAUCAGGGCAGGGUCCUGGGGGGACUGUGAUGCCCAGUGGCCCCCCCACUCCAGCAGGGGUGUCCUUCUUCAUCCAGAUUGGAUUGACCAGGGAGUCUGUCUUCAUGGCUCAGACUGCAGACCUGGCUUAUGUCAAGCAAAUGGCUUGCUCCAUUGUUGACACCAAGUUCCCAGAAUGUGGAUUCUACGGCAUUUAUGACAAGAUUCUUCUGUUCAAGCAUGAUACGACCACCAAUAACAUCUUGCAACUGGUUAAAAGUGCAAGUGACAUUCAAGAAGGGGACCUGGUGGAGGUGGUGCUCUCUGCGGCAGCCACAUUUGAAGAUUUUCAGAUCCGGCCCCAUGCACUAAAUGUCCACUCGUACCGGGCACCUGCUUUCUGUGAUCACUGUGGAGAGAUGUUGUUUGGUCUUGUAAGGCAGGGGCUCAAGUGUGAUGGAUGUGGACUAAACUACCACAAGCGCUGUGCAUUCAGCAUUCCUAACAACUGCAGCGGAGCUCGCAAACGGCGCCUAUCCACGACAUCCCUGAACAGCAGUCAGUCCCUGCGUCUGUCUAUCACUGAGUCUCUGCAGAGUGUGGGGACCGUUUCCUCUACCUCAGAGGAAACCAGCCUCAUCCGCUCACACACGCAAAUGCCACGCACAGCAAGCGAUGCUCGGCGUUUAUACAUUGGUCGGCCUGUUCAUUUGGACAAGAUCUAUAUGACCAAAGUCAAGGUGCCACACACGUUUGCCAUCCACUCCUACACCCGACCCACGGUCUGCCAGUACUGUAAAAGACUUCUCCGAGGUCUCUUCAGACAAGGCCUGCAGUGCAAAGACUGCAAGUUUAACUGCCAUAAGCGCUGUGCUUACAAAGUUCCCAAUGACUGCCUUGGGGAGACCAUUGACAGCAGAAGUAACUCUGAUGUGACAAGUCCUAGUGUGGAUCCGGAGGUGCCGAUGGACUACAGCAGUGAGUAUGAUGCUUCAGAUAAGUCGUCUAUGGAUGACUCUGAUGAGGCCUGCAGUAUCCCGGGCUCUUUCUCACCAGACAACAACCAGGGUGGUUCUAAUGGAGACCAGAGUGCAAACAUCCCAUUAAUGAGGGUUGUACAGUCUAUACGGCAGACAACCCGUCGUUCCAGUACUGCUAUUAAGGAAGGAUGGAUGGUUCACUACAGCAACAAGGACACACUGCGAAAGAGGCACUAUUGGCGUCUAGACUGCAAGUGCGUCAUCCUAUUCCAGAACAACACCUCCAAUAAAUACUACAAGGAGAUCCCCCUUUCUGAGAUCCUUGAGGUGCGUCCUGCUGGCAACUUCAGCCUGGUUCCACUCGGCACAAACCCUCACUGCUUUGAGCUCAUCACUGGCACUAUGUGCUACUUUGUGGGAGAAGACCCCAACACUGCCGCCUCCUUGCCCUCCAGUGACCCCCAGUCUGUCCUUCAAACACCCCCCUCACCCAGUCAGGUGGCCCCCAACAGCGGCAUAGGCCGUGAAGUGGCAAAGGCUUGGGAGAGUGCCAUUCGCCAGGCACUGAUGCCCAAGAUCUUUCAGGAUGCUCCACCUGCUGCGGGGAACACGACACACAGACAAGCUUCUGUCAGCAUUUCUGUCUCCAACAGUCAAAUCCAAGAAAAUGUGGAUAUUGGCACAGUGUACCAGAUAUUUGCAGAUGAAGUACUUGGGUCUGGACAGUUUGGAGUGGUGUAUGGAGGAAAGCACAGAAAAACAGGAAGAGAUGUAGCUGUCAAAGUCAUUGACAAGCUGCGUUUUCCCACCAAACAAGAGAGCCAGCUGAGAAAUGAGGUGGCCAUACUGCAGAGUUUACGGCAUCUUGGCAUUGUGAACCUGGAGUGCAUGUUUGAAACCCCAGAGAAGGUCUUUGUAGUGAUGGAGAAGCUGCACGGCGACAUGUUAGAAAUGAUCCUCUCUAGUGAGAAGGGCCGAUUGCCAGAGAGACUCACCAAGUUCCUCAUUACUCAGAUUCUUGCAGCUCUGAGACACCUGCACUUUAAGAACAUUGUUCACUGUGAUCUGAAGCCUGAGAAUGUGUUGUUGGCAUCUGCAGAUCCCUUUCCCCAGGUGAAAUUAUGCGACUUCGGGUUCGCUCGCAUCAUAGGCGAGAAGUCGUUCCGUCGGUCUGUGGUUGGGACACCUGCUUACCUAGCUCCAGAGGUGCUCUUAAACCAAGGCUACAACCGCUCCCUGGACAUGUGGUCAGUGGGGGUCAUUAUGUAUGUCAGCUUAAGCGGGACAUUUCCUUUUAAUGAGGAUGAAGACAUCAAUGAUCAGAUUCACAAUGCAGCCUUCAUGUACCCCCCUAACCCAUGGAAACAGAUCUCCAGUGAUGCUAUUGAUCUAAUCAACAAUCUACUGCAAGUCAAGAUGAGGAAGCGCUACAGUGUUGACAAGAGUCUCAGCCAUGUAUACUUACAGGAUUAUCAAACAUGGCUGGACUUGAGAGAGCUGGAGACCAAACUGGGCGAGCGUUACAUAACCCAUGAGAGCGAUGACAGCCGCUGGCAGGCUUAUGCUCGUGACCAUACACUAACCUAUCCCUCUCACCUGGUGCCCCCUCCUCCGGCCCCUGCCUCUGACGACGAGGGCACCAUCGAAGACGCAGAUGUGCAGUGUCUGACCGAGAGGGUCAGCAUCCUCUGACAUACUCCACUAGAAGGAAAAACUGUUUAAAAUUGAAUGCAGCUGUUUGAACAUUGGCAGCAGACAUUGGCUCUGUGUCGGCACUCAAUUCAGCAAUAAAUAACAUUUCUCUACAGCCUGAAGUCAUCAAAACCUCUCUGUAAAGAUUCACCUGUUGGUCCUCUUUCAUCUCAACGUUGCUAUGAUGAAAACUCCUCUUCUUAUUUCAGAUCCUGCUUAUUUGCCAGUUAACAUUUGACUGUCCAUUUACUACUAUAGAAUUCUUCUGAAAAUGCCACUUCUCCAGACAUAAAAUCCUUUGUCAAAACAAUUCAGGGUUUCUACAACUUCCUGUUUUUAAAUUAACAUAUUGAUCUAAGGAUGACAAAAUCUUCUGGUAAUAAUCACGAUUUCUGAGACACAAAAUGGUUGAAACUGUCUUUGUGGUUUUACUUUGCAGAAAACAGCCAGAUAUACCGUAAAUUCUGCAAGCCCCAGAAGAGUUGGCUCCAUCUGUACUGUAGGCAUCAUGCAGAGCAGUUCAAUAAACAGCAGAUUUUAGGCUAGAUUGAGUUGUUUGACUGUUGACUAUUUGAUAUGUCAGAAUGUUGCAUGUUCCUGUGAGUGAUGUAGGUUUAUCAUAGAAUGUAAUAAACACCGUUUAGUCAUAGGCAUGUCUAACUCAAAGUAGAUUUUACCUGUAGAAUGUACAUCAUGUUUUAGAAUACUUCAUAACAGAAAAAAAUAAACUCUGAAUGACACCA